Messenger RNA from Sinocyclocheilus rhinocerous, 2194 nucleotides. RefSeq names its product endoplasmic reticulum resident protein 44-like. Lineage: Eukaryota; Metazoa; Chordata; Actinopteri; Cypriniformes; Cyprinidae. Gene Ontology annotation, molecular function: protein disulfide isomerase activity. The transcript has 11 exons. The record is from RefSeq and is a predicted model, not a curated record. Gene Ontology annotation, biological process: protein folding. Bases 107 to 1333 code for a protein of 408 amino acids. Gene Ontology annotation, cellular component: endoplasmic reticulum membrane; endoplasmic reticulum-Golgi intermediate compartment.
GCUGGCCGUAUGUACUGCCCGUUUCCUGCAACAGAGGAGAAGGAGGUGGUGUCGAGAGACUUGCAAGAUUCAACAACAUCGCAACCUCAACCAACACCACUAUACAAUGAAACUAUCAUCAAUAAUACCCGCUCCCGAACUGCGCUACUUCACCCUCCUGCUGGUAACGGGUCUAUAUACUCCAGGAAGAGGAGAGAUCACCAGUCUGGAUGCUGGAAACAUCGAUGACAUCCUUAACAAUGCAGGGGUGUCUCUAGUCAACUUCUAUGCAGACUGGUGUCGUUUCAGUCAAAUGCUCCACCCCAUCUUUGAGGAGGCAUCGAAUAUAGUGCGGGAGGAAUAUCCAGACGCUACACAGGUGGUGUUUGCCCGGGUGGACUGUGACCAGCACUCUGAUAUAGCCCAGCGCUACAGGAUAAGCAAAUACCCCACACUGAAGCUGUUCAGGAAUGGGAUGAUGAUGAAGCGUGAGUACAGAGGUCAAAGGUCAGUGACCGCCAUCGCUGAUUUCAUCCGCCAGCAGAAAGUGGAUCCAAUCAAAGAGAUAGAAAAUCUGGAGGAAAUCAGCACUGUAGAUAGGAGUAGACGCACCAUCAUUGGUUACUUCGAAAAAAGGGACUCUGCCAAUUACCGUACUUAUGAGAAAGUGGCCAACAUCCUGAGAGAUGACUGUGUUUUCCUGGCAGCUUUUGGGGAUGUUUCUAAGCCUGAGCGGUUCAGUGGUGAUAACAUAAUUUAUAAGCCAAUGGGAGAGAAUGCUCCUGACAUGGUCUACAUGGGUUCACUCACAAAUUUUGACCUCAGCUACGCAUGGACACAGGACAAGUGUGUGCCGCUAGUCCGAGAAAUCACAUUUGAAAAUGGAGAAGAACUGACUGAGGAGGGCAUCCCAUUCCUGAUCCUCUUCCAUCAGAAGGACGACACAGAUAGUCUGGAGAAAUUUCAGCAAGAAGUGGCUCGCCAGCUUAUCAGUGAAAAGGGUUCUAUAAAUUUUCUUCAUGCCGAUUGCGAUAAGUUCCGGCACCCUCUGCUGCACAUUCAGAAGACCCCCGCCGACUGCCCUGUCAUUGCCAUUGAUAGCUUCCGCCACAUGUAUGUGUUCCCAGAGUUCAGCGACCUCGCGGUUCCAGGAAAGCUGAGGCAGUUUGUAUUGGACCUGCACUCAGGAAAGUUGCACAGGGAGUUCCAUCAUGGCCCAGACCCCACAGACAGCACUCCAGGACAGCAGGAGGAAAAUAUUGAGGUGGCCAGUAGUCCCCCAGAGAGUUCCUUCCAGAAAUUGGCCCCCAGUGAGACGCGCUACACCAUCCUCAGGGACCGGGACGAGCUGUGAUGUCACAACCGCAUCGAGACCCAACCCAGAACCCAGCAGUCAGCUGGUGCCUACCUGGCACUGCCGCUGCCUGUGCAAUGUCUAUUUUCAUAAUUUUUAUUUUAGAUAAAAAAAGUGAGAAGGUGAACCCCCUGAGCCUUUUUGGGGUGGGGAAUGAAGAGGAGCGUUUUUACUUUUGUUUUUGGAGCUUGUAAAUAUGUUUGUGCUCUGUGGGUCUUGUCUAAAUUAAAAACAUGAUUUUUUUUUUUCUUUUUUUUCUUUUGGCCUACAUUUUUGUCUACCCAAGUCCCUUUUUUUGUAGAAAAACAUUGGUACAUUGGUGGCCCUCUUUGUUGGGAACGCAAAUUGAGUUAUGGAUCUUAAGUGCGGGCAAGUGGAAUCAUGGGGGAAAAAAAGAACAAACCUGCAGUCAACCCGUGGUGUUUCACUCCAGUCCUCAACAGAGCGUGCCCAGUGUGUGUGUAUGUAUGUAUGUGCGUGUGUGAGUAUGUGCACAUGUACAUUACAUGUGCUUAUUAGUCUGUAUUCGUAUGUACUGUACUGUUCCAGACUUGUUUAAAUUCACGCUCUCUAAGAUCCAGACUCGCUAGUCUCAUAUCAUCCCAUUCCACCAGGUGAGUGGUCAGGGGCAGGGUUAUGUGGGGGUCGGGUUUAGAGGGGUGGGGAUUAUUUGUAAAUCUGUCAUCUCAGAGGGGACAAGGAAACCAAAAAAAGAAAAGUAAAUUAAAAAACAUUUUACAAGAUUCUAUGUUGUCUGUUUCAUGAAGUGGGUUUCACUUUUGUAAUUCAUAUUUUUUUUCUACUUUUGCACUUUCUAGGUCACAUUACGUCUGUACAUUAAAGGGAUAGUUCACCCAAAAA